Messenger RNA from Pseudo-nitzschia multistriata, 1367 nucleotides. The record is from the annotation of a GenBank genome assembly. NCBI's taxonomy places the organism in Eukaryota, Bacillariophyta, Bacillariophyceae, Bacillariales, Bacillariaceae.
CAAUCUCGUUUAAAAAAGAACGACGUUAUGUUUAUUUCAAAGCGCUGAUUUCUCUUUGCUUAGGACUCGGUAUCACUUGUGCAGUUUUUGCCAUUCGUUCGUGUCGAUGGUACGUCGUUUUACAAGGCAGCGCCUAUUCCUUUGAUAAUGAAUAUAAUGCAGAGAAUACAAUCGAUUAUGGCACCAAUGGGGAUUGGGAUUUCUCUGAAAUAAACACGGAUUCAAUCGUGAGCAUCGGUAUAUUUCGGUAUCGAAGAAUGGAGAGAAUAAGAACAUUCGACGAAGAAAAUGAUUWUUUUGAUUCGAACAGAUCGUCAACGAGAGUAGUAGCAGCAGCGGGAGCAGCAAGAKACUUCUACCGCGAUUCCAAUGGGGAUGGUGACAACGGUCAAUGCAUCUCAUACCCAGGAUUUUGGGUUGGAACCGAUCAUCCAUGGGAAUUCACCGCUCAAUUGUGUGUUGUGCUUGGACCAAUAUUAGCUUUUGUUUCGUUGUGCCUGAUCUCGCUCGGCAAUCCAAAACGAUUCUGGGGUUGCACCUUGUUGCUGCUAACAACAGGAAUCCAAACGGCCUCCAUAAUCGCAUCGCUGUCAUGGUGCAGCUUCGCUCAUAAAACUUACUACUGGAAUUGUCCCUGGCUCGUGGGAGCUCUGGUCAACCUGAUUGCUUCCGCUUUGUUUUUGACCAGCUGGAUCUUGGCUCUCUUGGGUUUAGUCGACGACGAAGACAAACACCAAGCAAUAAGUGGCAAUGCAGAAACCGUCAACACUGGCAACAAAAACGACCAACACGUCAAAAAWGGCGACCGGAGUGCUUCGGCAGAAAAUAAUACCAAUAACACCAGCACGCAACCAAACAACAGCUUAGAAAGCAGAAGCUACCCCUCAUCAGUCUURGUCGGCAAUGGAAACAGAAUUGAUCUUAAUUCAACGGUGACUGGAGAGACGGAUUACUUCCGCGCAACUGACGACCUCGAAAACGGCGGUGGCGGACCAACAAGUGUCAAGGCAUUGUAUCGUCGCGUUGAGAACGAAACCUCCCCGGGCAGCAAGAGCAUUGCCCGUCAUACGAUUGGAAAGGAAGGCCGCGACAGUAGCAGCAUCCAGAGGCACGAAUUGUAUUACGACGCGGGUUGCGGUACCGAAAGUAACAAGAAGGCUUCUGCAGCGCUCAUAUCGAAUUGCAACCAAAUGUUCUUAGACCUCGAUGCCAAGAUGAWGCAUCGACGCGAUACGAUGAUUAAAAACAAUUCUAUUGCCGGAAGCGACAGCCUUCGGGACGAUGAAGUAUCUUCGAUCGACACAAACAUAGAACCAUGACUGUGGAGCAGUCAUGAGACCAACAUCUAAUGAACUUUAAUCCAGCAA